AUGUCGGAGUUUGAUUACUCGGAUGUUAACGCUGUUGAUCUCAAUACUGAAGAGCCCCAAUUAUGCCAGAUUCUUUAUGACAAGGAGUUUAAAGACGUAAUGGGAAUUUUGUUAGCUUUGAUGAAGAAACAAGAGUAUUCGCAUAGGGCAAAACAUAUCACGGAAUUAGGAAUAGAAAAACUAGCAUCUCAUUAUACUAUAUGGAUAUACCGAUUCAAGAUUCUUGGGCAAUUGUCCGAUACAAAUUAUUUUGAAGAAUUAGACUGGUGUGAGCAAAUUGCGCUAGAUAAUGAAAAGAAUUAUCAGAUUUGGAAUUAUCGCCAAUUGAUAAUAAAUGAAAUUGUUUCAAAUAAAACUAUUGAGGCUGGCCAAGCUCAUGAGACUCGAAUAUUUGAUCCUCAUAGGGAGUUCCCCAUAUUGGAAGCAAUGUUGGAUUCAGAUUCAAAGAACCAUCAUGUUUGGUCCUAUCGUAAAUGGCUAGUUGAAAAAUUCAACCUCUAUGAUGAUGAAAAGGAGAGAAAGUUUAUUGAUGAGAUAAUAGAUAUGGAUUUGUUGAAUAAUAGUGCAUGGUGUCAUCGAUUUUUUUUAAAUUUCAGCGAUUCAAGAGAAAGAAAUCAAGAGUUUGUUAAUGGUGAAGUAGAAUACGUAAAGGAGAAAAUCAUUGCUUGUCCUCAGAAUGCAAGUACUUGGAACUAUCUUUUGGGGAUUUACGAUAAGUUUCAAUUAGAUCUAAACACAUUGGAACCAUUUGCCAGUAAAUUUGUUGACCUUGUUGAAAAUAAAGUUACAAGUUCAUUUGCAAUGGAAUUAUUAGCAAAGAUAUAUUCAAACAAGGGUCAACAUUUAAAGUCAAUUGAACAGUACCAAUUGUUAAAAGAAAAAUAUGAUCCAAUAAGAAAGAAUUUUUGGGAUUAUGAAAUAUCAAAAAUAAAACAACUUGAAUAA
Messenger RNA from Lodderomyces oxycetoniae, 945 nucleotides. RefSeq names its product bifunctional protein farnesyltransferase/protein geranylgeranyltransferase (gene RAM2). Gene Ontology annotation, cellular component: CAAX-protein geranylgeranyltransferase complex; protein farnesyltransferase complex; cytoplasm. Gene Ontology annotation, molecular function: CAAX-protein geranylgeranyltransferase activity; protein farnesyltransferase activity. NCBI's taxonomy places the organism in Eukaryota, Fungi, Ascomycota, Pichiomycetes, Serinales, Debaryomycetaceae. Gene Ontology annotation, biological process: protein farnesylation; protein geranylgeranylation. The transcript has a single exon. The coding region runs from base 1 to 945 and encodes 314 amino acids. The record is from RefSeq and is a predicted model, not a curated record.